Messenger RNA from Pyricularia pennisetigena, 606 nucleotides. RefSeq lists its product as uncharacterized. NCBI's taxonomy places the organism in Eukaryota, Fungi, Ascomycota, Sordariomycetes, Magnaporthales, Pyriculariaceae. Gene Ontology annotation, biological process: protein folding; protein peptidyl-prolyl isomerization. Gene Ontology annotation, cellular component: intracellular membrane-bounded organelle. The coding region runs from base 1 to 606 and encodes 201 amino acids. The transcript has 4 exons. Gene Ontology annotation, molecular function: peptidyl-prolyl cis-trans isomerase activity. The record is from RefSeq and is a predicted model, not a curated record.
AUGCCCCCGACAAAGCUCCCCGAAUCGGGGAAUCCGCUGUACGUGUUCAUCACCUUCCUUUUGACCCUGGGUGCACAACUACUUCCCUCGUGCCGCGUUUUCUUUGACAUUACACUAGGAGGCGAGCCGUUGGGCAGGAUAACUUUCGAGCUCUUCGCCGACGUGGUACCGCGCACUGCCGAGAACUUCCGGCAGUACUGCACUGGCGAGCACAAAAACGCCCAAGGCCGGCCCCAGGGCUACAAGGGGAGCCGCUUCCACCGCAUCAUCCCGAACUUCAUGUGCCAGGGCGGCGACUUUCUUCACGGCGACGGGACCGGUAGCACCUGCAUCUACGGGACCAAGAGCUUCGCCGAUGAGAACUUUACGCUCAAGCAUGACGGACCUGGCUUACUGAGCAUGGCGAACUCGGGCCCGAACACAAACGGCUCCCAGUUCUUCAUCACCACGACGGCGACCCCGUUCCUGGACGGCAAGCACGUCGUCUUCGGCAAGGUGGUCGACGGCAUGGACGUCGUGCGCAAGAUGGAAAACACCAAGACGGGAUACAGGGGCAAGGACGUGCCCAACCUCGACGUCAUAGUGUCGCAGUGUGGUGAGAUGUGA